This is a messenger RNA of Sparassis crispa, 2448 nucleotides long. RefSeq lists its product as hypothetical. The transcript has 11 exons. Lineage: Eukaryota; Fungi; Basidiomycota; Agaricomycetes; Polyporales; Sparassidaceae. The coding region runs from base 1 to 2448 and encodes 815 amino acids. The record is from RefSeq and is a predicted model, not a curated record.
AUGCCUUCCACAAGGCGAUGGCCGCGUGCAUAUCGCAAGUUCCUUCCGCCUGCUGCAAACCCACCAUAUCUUCCAAGUUUCAAUCCUUACCCUCAUUUGUUGACAAGCUCUAUCGGUGUGAAUCGCAGUAAUAGUGACAAUUCAGGUGAUCAUCCAGCACGCACGAGCAGCACUCCCACUCCCGUCUUCAUCGACGCCAGGACUGGCACUAUCUUCCACAUGCAGGCCCCCACGCCUCGGUCGCGUCCGCGUUCAUAUUACCACUCCGGCUCGCGCAGGCAGAGUUUGCAUACAGCGGUUCCUGCUACGCGAAUACAACUCCACUGGCUCUUUCGCUCCAACAUCCCUCGCAGGCGCGGAAUGCCCCUUCAAGCGGACGUCAACAAGCGAAACUUUUUUGGCAUCGGAGAGAUCAUCGGAGUGCUCGCUAAUCCCUCGGAGACAUUGCGAUCCCUCACAGAUUCCAAAAGAAUGCUCGAAGAGACGAAAAGGGAGCUCGCCGAGGCGCGCGAGAGAGCACAGCUCACUCCGACACACACGUUUUCUGGCUUACCUGGAUUCUUCGACAGACCUGCUGAGUUGAAGGCCAUAGAGAGGGCACUCGAGGGUGAACCGAGCUUCACCAUCUUGUUUGGUGCGAGUAGCGUCGGGAAGACAGCUUUGCUCCGCCAAGUACUGACCCGGCCGACUUACCAUGUCCUUCACUUUGACCUCCGCAUUGCUGGUUUUGCUGACUUGUCGAGUCUUUACAUGAGCUUCAGUCAGCAGAUGGAGGGAUUUUUUAACAGCAUUGCGCAAGAUCCCGACAUGCCAGGAUAUGAAGAAUUUGAAAAGGAAGCGUGGGGUUUCAAGCAUGAUCGGCUGAACGUGGAACGACGCGUGGCUAAUGCCUCUCCGAACGGGGAGUCUGCUGGACAUAGUGGCCUUGGUGACAUCAAGACAAGCGAUGUCGCCAGGUUGAUGGAACUCUUCCAGAGCUCCCUUCUGCGUUAUUGGAAUUUUCAACCGGACAUGUCGUCCCCCUCGCGGAAGUCGUAUGUCGACUCGGAAGGAGCUGACAAAGCCUCGACGCAAGGCCAGUCUAAGAAGGCACGGUCUUCGUGGAGACGUUUCUUCGGUCGGCGCAAGCGGGAGGAGCAGAAGAAACCAGAAAUCCAGAGCGUUAGGCCAAUGAACGGAGAUGGAAGGGGCGAGGACGCAGCCGAAGAGAAGGGCAAAGGCAAGGAGAGGAUUCCACCUAUGAAGAAGAUUCCGGUGGUAUUCAUCGACGAGGCACACAAACUUCCUGCACUGAUCCGUUCUGUUGACGCCAUGAAGUGCCUCUUGGACGCCAUGCUUGUUCUCACUAAGCAAGAUCGCCUGUGUCACGUCAUACACGCCACAAGUGAUCCAUUCUAUCAGACAUGGCUGCGGCAGCUCAAUGUCAUGCAGCAUUGCAAGAUCAUGACAAUAGGCGAUUAUCCCAAAGCGGAUGUGAGGCGUUUUUUCCGCGAGCGCAUCUUGCCCUCCGUUCCCGAGCAGUUGCGCGGCGGCUUAGACUUCGAGAGAUUGUACGACGCGUUUGGUGGCAAGCUCGCACAUUGGCAGGACUACAUCACUGACUACGUCAACGUGAGUGGAAAACUAGAAGUCAAGCAAAGUUCGCAUUUUCUUCAGGCGCAUGCCUUGCUCAACCUUCACAUCAUCCACUCAUCUCAAGCACCUCAGCCAUCGAAGGCAGAUGGCAGACCCGGUGCCACUCCGAUCCAUAGCAACAGAGGAUCGACUCAAGCAAUCCAUCAACUAUCGCCACCACCGUCGACUCCAGGUUUUCAUAUCUAUUCUCCGCUCACCGCCAAUCCUCACAUUGCGCCGUCAGCAAUUCCCCCUCCCAACAGAAACAGUAUGUCUGCAGACGAAUUCCAGGGGGAUUUCACGUUCCUGCAGCUGUUGAAGGUCAUGAACUUGAUGGCACAGCCUGAGGCGCGGCCAAUUCCAUACUUCCGACUCUGCCGCGAGAUCGGAGUGCGUGCGGUCGACGGGAUGGUUCGCGGGCGGAUCCUGGAUCUGAGGUGGACAGAUCCGAUCACUAAGGAGAGGAUCGAUCCGCGGACCCUCAGCAUGCGAAUUCGGGAGAGCAUGCGCGUGAGGGGGAGCGUGCGCGAGAGGGAGAGCAUGCCGAUGAACUUCGGGGCGGGCAGCAGCGGGACGAUGGUCAAUGACCCGGAGGAGAUGAUGGAGUAUGAGGAUGAGAUGGUGCCCAUGACUGACGAGGAGAUCAUGCGAGUACAGGACAGGAUGGCGGGUGCAAACGGUGCCCAGGAGGACGAGGACGUCGUGGGCCCCAAGUUGGUGCCGAUCACGCCUAUCAUGCGGUUCGCGAUGCGGGAGGUGGUGCAGGAGUACUAUGACAAUGACGACCAAACGGUCUCUGAGUACGCCUCUUUGUCUGAUGUUGUGGAGUACUGA